Messenger RNA from Laetiporus sulphureus 93-53, 1608 nucleotides. RefSeq lists its product as uncharacterized. The transcript is spliced from 2 exons. Gene Ontology annotation, molecular function: protein binding. The record is from RefSeq and is a predicted model, not a curated record. The coding region runs from base 1 to 1608 and encodes 535 amino acids. NCBI's taxonomy places the organism in Eukaryota, Fungi, Basidiomycota, Agaricomycetes, Polyporales, Laetiporaceae.
AUGUCCAUUCCGCAUCUUCGGGAAGCCUUACAUUGUCUUGAAUCGAAGAUGGCGUCAUUGCUCAGCGAGCGAGAUAUUCUCGAGUCUAGCCUGGAGCAGGCUGUCCGGAUGCAGUCGCCAAUUCACCGUCUUCCGGAGGAGCUCCUGUCAGCGAUCUUCGAGAUCGGCGUUUUCGACGCAGAAGAGGAGGACUCUGCCACAUUAUUCAGUCUGAUGCUCGUCAGCAGGGGAUGGAGGGAUGUGGCCUUGCACACUCCUGGAUUGUGGUCACGGAUCGCCGUCGGUACUCGUCACUCGCUUGACAGGGCUCGGCUUCGGCUUGAGCGGUCAAAGUCUGUUCCCUUGCAUGUUUGCAUAGACUUCAGUCCGCGCAUGGAGUACGGGAGCGUCACCACGGAGAGCAUCGUUCACGCAAUGGACCAAUUGCGUUCUUCGAUCUGGCGUUGGAAGACCUUUCACCUCAUUGUUCCAAACUGUUCCCAUGCGCACGCUACCCUCACACGCUGCAGAGAACAAGCCCCUGCGCUGGAGAUGCUCUCGGUGCGGAUCCGGCAUUCUAUGCAGGAAGACCGCUACUCGACUCUCCCCUUUCCCUUGUUCAACGGUCGCACGCCACGAUUGCGGUCUUGCUCAUUCACGUCAUUCCACUUCAAUUGGGACCUCAAGAUUACCAGCAAAUUACGUGUCCUUAAGCUCGGUGGGUAUUGGAAUGGGUUCGCACCCUCGGUCGAUCGAAUUCUGGACAUUCUUCGCGCGUGUCCUCAAUUGGAAGAGCUUGCAUUGCGCAAUAUGUCUGACAUUGAAGCCGAUCCGACAUCAAUAGCCAGCAUCGGUACAACUGAUCACGAUUGCGUUGGCGAUACCAAGAUGGUCCAUUUGCCUCGUCUCACGAAGGCCUCGUUCUACUACUCCGGCAAUAAUCGCACCAGGGCAAUUCUUAGUUUCCUAUCCUUCCCGACACUGGAAAGAAUGGAACUGUGCUUCUUGGAUAACGUGUCGCCGAUGGUGGAGCAGCUAAGGCGACAGUCGCAAACUCGUCUUCCCUUGCGUCAUUUGCGCAUCGAGGCCAGCUAUUUCAAUGAGCUAAAGCUCUUGAGAGUGCUGCGAAGGCUGCCAGCGCUGACGACGCUGGAGUUCGUGGAUGUCGAGGAUGUGUCGUCGAAUUUUCUCAAGAACCUUGCGACACCUGCUUCUACUCAUACAUGGACUUGUCCGAAACUCACACACUUGUGCUUGGAAGGCUGCACGUCUCUGGACUGGGAAUCGUUGCGUUCAUUCGUGGAAUCACGGCUACCGGCCCAACCACGGGCUUUACCUUGUCAAGCCGGACUUCAUACGACGUCAUCGUCCUCGAGGUCAUGGAAGGCAACGUCAUCUGCAUCUGCAUCUGCAUACGCUGCUCAUGCCCACACCCUAUCUCGGAUACCGGCCAUGCACCCUGUGCCAGGCACAAUGAACACCGUAGGCUGGCCGCACCGGCUAGCUUCCAUCAAUCUCACACGUUGCCAUCAGAUCAGCAAGGAGAUGGUGCAAUGGCUGCGUUUGUACGUAGCGGAGGUGAAGUGCGAGACAACGAAAGGGAUAUGGGGUGAGGUGAUGAUGGCAUAG